AGAUCACCUUUUUUUCUGGACUGAUCCUGUCAGCAACUUGCAUGGUGUUGCACCAGCAACAGCCACUGAUACCGCAGGUUCAAUAUGACAAUCCGAAUUACAACUUCGCGUAUGACGUCAACGACGACUAUACCGGGGAUAUCAAGAGUCAGCAGGAAAGCAGACGAGGUGACACUGUAUUGGGCCAGUAUUCUUUGCUUCAACCGGACGGAAUCAGGAGAACUGUGGAUUACAGAGCCGACGACCACGCUGGUUUCCAAGCUAAUGUCAACAGCCAAGGCCUACCUGUAUCCCAACAUGCCAAUGUUGGCUAUCCUGCUUCGGAUCCUCAACUGAAUCAAGUCUACCAACAUGCAACCCCAACCUCUUCUCCAAUCCCAGUAGCAGUAUCUAGGACAUCGUAUGUUCAGACCAUUUCAAGUCAUGGACACAAUCUGUGGGCUUAA
Molecule: messenger RNA, 446 nt
Organism: Bombyx mori (domestic silkworm)
Lineage: Eukaryota; Metazoa; Arthropoda; Insecta; Lepidoptera; Bombycidae
Gene: CPR65
Product: cuticular protein RR-2 motif 65
Cellular component (GO): extracellular matrix
Source: RefSeq, marked provisional